UGUGCUCUAAAUACUUCAGUUAAACGCCCCUAAGAGAAUUUUUUAAAACAAUAAUUUAGCCUUUAAAAUAAAAUACAUAUGAUUUCUCUUAAAUUAAGAAAAAUAACACAAUUUCCCUCGAAAUCUCAAGGGAUUUAAAAAUAUAUCCUCUUUCCUUCGGUCGACACCGUCGAUUCAUCUCUUCCCUUCCCGUCUGCCGCCACCCUAAUCGUCGCCAGCGGAGUUUUCACAGGCUACGUUUACAGAAACAAUGGGUCUACGAUUAUUUGAUGGAAGUGAUUCUGACAAUGACAACUCAAAGAUAGAAAUUAAUCAGGAUUAUGCUAAAAGGUUUGAGUAUAACAAGAAGCGAGAGGAUAUUCAGCGCUUAGAGGAGCUUAAGAAGAAGGGUCUAAUUGAAGACUCUGAAUCAGAAAGCUCGGACUCUGAAUCAUCUUCUUCAGAGGAAGAAGAUAGCCAAAAUUUUAGGAAGGACUUGAAGUUCUUCGAUGCAUUAAUCAAGGUAAAGAAGAAGGAUCCGACACUCAAACAAAAAGAAGCCAAGCUUUUUGAUUCUGAUGAUGACAGCCAUGGCAAGGAAAGUGAUGAUGUCAAAGGUAGUUUAACAGAAAAGAAGAAAAGUGGUAUGUAUUUGAAAGAUGUGGUAGCGAAGCAUUUGAUUGAAGAGGGUCCUGAAUUCAAUGAUGAGGAUACUAAAAAUGUGAAGGUUUAUGAUAAGGAGCAAGAAGAAAUACGCAAGGCAUUCUUGGAGGCUGCUGAACAAAAUGAAAAUGAUGAGGAGGAAUUGUUAAAAGUGAAGGAGAGAGGUGCAGUGGAAGAGGAAAAAAAUGAAGAAUUUGAGAGGAAGUUGGAUGAGUAUUUUGGAGAUGGGGAUGACCAGUUGGAUGAAAAUUCAAAGUUCUUGAAACAUUAUUUUAAGAAUAAACUGUGGAUUGGUGAAGAUGCAAAGGUUGAGGAAGAGGAGUUGAACAUGCUAUCGGAGGACGAGGAAGAGAUCGAAAAACAAGAGGAAUAUGAAUACCGGUUCCAAGAAAAUGCAGAUGAUACCAUUUGGGGGCAUAGUAGGACCAUUGAGGGGUCAGUUAGGAAAAAGAAGAAUUCGAGGAAGGAGCAGAGAAAGAAUAAGGAAGAGAGGAUGGAGAUUGCAAGAUUAGAGAGAGAGGAGGAGUUGAAGCAUUUAAAAAAUUUGAAGAAGGAGGAGGUAAAGCAGAAGCUUAGGAAGAUUAGAGAGACAGCAGGACUUGGGGAGGACGAGAAUUGCUUAUUAGAUAUUAAAGAUUUAGAUGAUGAUUUUGAUCCUGAAGAGUAUGACAGCAUGAUGAAAGUGGCUUUUAGUGAAGAAUAUUAUGAGAAAGAAGACAUUGAUCCUGGGUUUGGAAGUGAUAUGGAUGACGAAGGCAAUGGUGAGCAUGAGAAGCCUGAUUUUGACAAAGAGGAUGAGUUGCUUGGAUUGCCAAAAGGGUGGACUUCCUCUGAGUCAGUUGAUGGCUUCUUUGCAGCUAGGCAAAGGAGUUUAAGCCAUAAAGUUGAUAAUGAUAUGAGCAAUGAAGAUAAUGAAGAAGAUGAAGAACAAGGCAAUGAGGAUGAAAAAAGCACAAGAAAGAGGAAGCGUAAAUUAUCUAUGUACCAAAAAGCUAAGGAAGCCAUGAUGGAGGAGUAUUAUAAAUUAGAUUACGAGGAUACAGUCGGAGACUUGAAGACGAGGUUUAAGUACGCCAAAAUACAACCUAAUCGUUAUGGAUUGAGUACUGCUGAAAUCCUGGCAAUGGAUGACAAGGAGUUGAAUCAAUUUGUUUCUAUGAAAAAGUUGGCCCCUUAUAAGGAAGAAUGGAAGAUGCCAAAUAGUACUAGACAGCGCCUGAAAAUGAGGUCUAGGGAGCUCCUUAGAGGCAAACAAUCUGGUGAACAGAAAGAUAUUGGGAAGAGAAAGGCGAAAAAUUGCUCCAACAAGAACAUUUUGGAAGACAAUGAGAAUGACAAAGUAAAUAAUGUUGACAAGGGCAAUUUAUCUCGGAAAGCCAGGAGAAAACAACGUCAAGCUGAGCUUAAAUUGUCUCACUUUAGGAAUCUGGCAUACGGCAAGACAGCCUUGAAAUCUAAGAAGAAAUCAAAACAUUGAUCAUCAGCCAGGGGUCUAUACUUUACUUCAGAGAUUGAUGGUACCAUUCAAAUGAAGGGCUAUCUAACGUGUAACCCAGAAAUUCGCCUUGCACUUGAUGAGGACUUGAGCAUUGGAAGAGGGGAAGGUCAAUCUAUGGUAACAUCUUGUAUUCUGUUAGGUCAUUCAUGUAUAUCCAAGAAGUGAUUUAAGACUCAUGAAAAUGAAAACUUAUGUAGAAAAAAAAGAAAAAUGAAAACCAAUUACAAAGGGUCUUUUGAAUUUCUUCUGUCUGACUGCUAGAUUUAGAAUAGGAACUGUAUUUUUUGAGAUAGAGCAAAAAUGAAGCAUAUUCACUUUCUUUAAUGAUGAGAUUUAUUUCAUUUCUUUUGAUCAA
Molecule: messenger RNA, 2495 nt
Organism: Cucumis melo (muskmelon)
Lineage: Eukaryota; Viridiplantae; Streptophyta; Magnoliopsida; Cucurbitales; Cucurbitaceae
Exons: 3
Coding region: 251-2119 (622 amino acids)
Biological process (GO): endonucleolytic cleavage in ITS1 to separate SSU-rRNA from 5.8S rRNA and LSU-rRNA from tricistronic rRNA transcript (SSU-rRNA, 5.8S rRNA, LSU-rRNA)
Cellular component (GO): 90S preribosome; nucleolus
Source: RefSeq, a predicted model, not a curated record